Molecule: messenger RNA, 951 nt
Organism: Nakaseomyces glabratus
Lineage: Eukaryota; Fungi; Ascomycota; Saccharomycetes; Saccharomycetales; Saccharomycetaceae
Gene: YPQ2
Product: Ypq2p
Biological process (GO): basic amino acid transmembrane export from vacuole
Cellular component (GO): fungal-type vacuole membrane
Source: RefSeq, a predicted model, not a curated record
AUGUCAUGCGCAAGGUCCCUUUGGCCUUUCAUUUCUAAUAUCAACGGCUCAGUGUCGUUUCUGAGUUCAUUUGUUUCUCUGUUUCCUCAGAUUAUAGAGACCUAUAAGGAUAAGACAGUAGAAGGUUUAUCCCCGUUGUUUCUUAUGUGCUGGCUUAGUGGAGAUAUCACAUCUCUUAUCGGUGCUCUAAUGACGGGACAACUGAAGUUUCAAAUAGCGCUGGCUAUAUAUUUCCUCUUUAACGAUCUGUUUGUGUGUUGCCAGUACUAUUACUACGGUGUCUUACAUGAGAACAAGUUGGCCACUGUUGGACAUGAAACUGUCCCUGUCAUAUCGUCCUUGAUCGAUGAUGGCAUAAUUACUGUUGAUGAAAACGGCCUGCAGAACACAGACUCAAGGCCCGAGACCAACAUGGAAGGUAGUAGGCUCAGCAACUCUAGCAUAUACAGUGGUAGUAGGGCCACUAGAUCUCUUCUGGCUAACGCCCUAGUCUCUGUUAAGAGCAGCAAUGCACAACAAAUACUAUCCAGCCUGCAAGUGCCACCAAAUGCACCAUACCCAGGCCAUACAGGUCGUGGCCAGAUGGGGGUUACAUUGUCAUGGCUGGGUGCCUCUUUCUAUGUUGGUGCCAGAAUCCCACAGUUGAUCAAGAACUAUCAGAGAAAGUCCACAGAUGGGUUGUCACCUUUCCUGUUCGCUACCACUCUACUGGGGAACAUUACUUACAACAUAAGCAUUUUUACAAGUUGCAAUUUCCUGGACACCGAGGACAAGAUGGCAUUCAUAUUCAACGAGCUGCCGUUUAUUUUUGGCAGCGCAGGCACAGUUGCAUUCGACCUGAUAUAUUUCUACCAGUACUAUGUACUCUACUCUAGGGACAACAAGCUGAGAGAACUGGAAAGGGAGAUAUACGACAAUAACGAAGACGAAACCACACCAUUGAUAGAUUAG